UAGAGAAAAUUAAUCUGGUUAAAAUGGACUGGCCACCACGGUGUGACAAAAUUGUGAAGAAAGGUCCUUGGACUCCAGAAGAGGACAUAGUUCUUGCUUCUUAUAUCCAAGAACAUGGACCUUGCAACUGGAGGGCUGUUCCUCCAAACACUGGACUUUUGAGAUGUAGCAAGAGCUGUAGGCUGAGAUGGACUAAUUAUCUGAGGCCAGGAAUCAAGAGAGGCAACUUCACUGAUCAGGAAGAGAAGCUCAUCAUCCAUCUCCAAGCUCUUCUUGGUAACAGAUGGGCAACAAUAGCUUCUCAUCUCCCUCAGAGAACAGACAAUGACAUCAAGAACCACUGGAACACUCAUCUGAAGAAGAAGUUGAGCAACUUGCACAACUAUGGUGACCAUCAGGCCAUCGUUGCUAAAGGACAGUGGGAGAAGACGCUGCAGAAAGAUGUCCACCUGGCUAAAAGAGCUUUUUCCGAAGCUUUAUCACUUGGCUUGAAGCCAUCCAGCUCAGUCCAAUGCUCUUGCACCAAACCACCAUUCUCACCAUCCUAUUCCUAUGCAUUAAGCACUGAGAACAUAUCUCGGUUGCUUCAAGGCUGGAUGAAGAAUGACUCAUCAAAGUCUGUGCCUAUCAAUCAAUAUGAGAAGAAGUCUGCAGACUCUCUACCUCAACUGCCACUACAGUCACCUGAAACAUGGUUGCUAGAUGAAAUUGCUGGGGAGGUCAUGAAUGAUAUACUCCGAAAUAAUUAAGUUGUUCUCAAGGUAGGUGAUUGUGAUAAAUAUGAUUGAAACCAUUAUUGAUUCCUCAAAGUUUAGAUAUGGACAGUAU
Messenger RNA from Dioscorea cayenensis subsp. rotundata (Guinea yam), 828 nucleotides. RefSeq names its product transcription factor MYB30-like. The record is from RefSeq and is a predicted model, not a curated record. Bases 24 to 749 code for a protein of 241 amino acids. The transcript is spliced from 3 exons. Lineage: Eukaryota; Viridiplantae; Streptophyta; Magnoliopsida; Dioscoreales; Dioscoreaceae. Gene Ontology annotation, biological process: response to auxin.